GUUCAACUGGGGCAAGAAGGAGGGCUACGGCACCUACUCAUGGCCAGACGGCUCCAUGUACAUGGGCCAGUGGCACUCCAACGCCAUCAACGGCUACGGCCACUACAUGGGCCGGGACGGCCGCGAGUUCCAGGGAAUGUGGCGUGGCGCGGUCAUCCACGGAUGCGGUCGCUACUCCUGGCCCGACGGGCGGAC
Symbiodinium necroappetens is the source of this 195-nucleotide messenger RNA. The record is from the annotation of a GenBank genome assembly. NCBI's taxonomy places the organism in Eukaryota, Dinophyceae, Suessiales, Symbiodiniaceae.